AUGGCUGCCGUGUCGCUCUCCUCCUCCCUCAGCAGCCUCGCUGGCGCGAAGCUCGCUGUCGCGCAGUCCACGUCAGCGAAGACCUCCAAGGUCCAAGCAGUGCGUUGCGUCGCCGGUCCUUCCGCUUCUUCCGCCGGGAAGCGCGCAGAGGAGAAGAGCAUCUGGGAGAAGCUAGGAACCGGCGCAGCGGCGUUCGGACUAGCCGCCGCGCUUCAACUGACUCCGUCAGCCGUUGACGGAGCUAAGGCCGACGAGUUCGCAAUCCUGCGGUCGCCACCGCCGCUCGAGUCGCACUAUUACGACGACGCGAAUGUCCUCAGCCGGAUCACGCGGUCGGACAUUAAGAAGCUGCUGACGGAUUUGGAGGAGCGGACUGGUUUCCAUAUUGACGCUGUGACCCUGAGGAAGAUUGCUGGCAAGGGCGACGUGUUCGAGCUCGCGGACAGGAUUCUCGAGUCGUGGUACCCGACCGUGGAGGAGGGCGACAAGCGCGGAGUCGUGCUCCUCGUCACCUCGCAGAAGGAGGGAGCCGUCGCCGGCGGUCCCACGUUCAUUGAGACCAUUGGGGAUGAGGUGUUCGAGGGCAUCGUCUCUGAGAACCUUCCAGUUUUGGCCACUGAGGAGCGUUACAAUGAGGCCACGUACUCGACAGCAGCCCGUAUUUUCAACGAGCCGGCUCAAGAAUCUCACCCCCUUCCCCCAUCUCCUUCCCCCACCAUACCCUAUCUCCUCACCUCAGUCCUGGCCACUGAGGAGCGCUACAACGAGGCCAUGUACUCGACAACCAAGCGCCUUGUAGCGCGGAUCAACGGAGAGCCGGAUAUCCCGGGUCCCAAGUUCAAUGACGCAAAGCGGGAAUCCAACUACAAGACGCGCGAAGAGACCGAUUCGAAGCGCGACCAAUUUACGACGGUUGUGGGCGGGCUUUUGGUCAUCGCAUUUGUGGCUCUCACCCUUUUAUUUCUCCCUCUAUCCCUAACUCUUUGCUUAUCCAGUCUUGGCCUCAUUGCCACCAAAACUAUGGGGUUUCCUCAUGCCUUGCGAACCGUCUUCCUCCUCUCCUGCUGUGCCGUUUCAUCUCCCUUGUUCCCCUUAACCCCUUCUCCCUCCCACCCCGUGCCAUCCCCUUCCCCUUGCGCUCCCCCUAUAGGGAGUGAGCAACUGCAUGAAGCAAAGCGGGCGAUCAAAAGACUGGCUGUGUUGGUCCUGGAAACCCAAUGGGUGCCCUGCACGCCAUGCCAGUCCUUUCCAUACCUCGCCCCGCCCCCCCACUUCAUGUUCCUCUCUGUUCUCCCCAUCUCGUCGUCCUCCCAUCCCCCUAAUUCAUCCACUGUCCCGUGCAUAUUGGUCCUGGAAGCCCAACAGUAUUGGUCCUGGAAGCCCAACGGGUGCCCUGCGAGUGGCAUGCGCUUUGAUGCACCAGGUUUCCUCAAACUCAUGAAGAACAAGGUGUUUGCGAGUGUGGGCGAGUCCAUCUCCGUUAGAGGCUUCCUCCUUGCAGUCGUCUGCAAUAUCGCCAAGUUUACACAAGUGAAGAUGCUAGCUAAACCCAACAAGUUUGGAGAUACCGAGGUUUACGUCGUGCCCAGUUACAACGUGACACUUGUCAACUUCUGGGCGCAGUUCCUAGUCGCGAUUGACCGGAGCAACCAGACUCUCGCCAGGUUCGGCAACACCAAGCCUGCGCUACAGGACACCGUGGUGAACCUCCACAAGCUGGACCCCUCCUGGGCGGCAAAACUCGACUUGAUCCACGUCAUCGUGUUGCAGACUGCCACGGACUGGCCGGCAGGGCGUGGCCUUAUGCGGCGGUACUAUGCUGACGCGAAUUGGAACGCCAUCAAGCCGGCUCCUUCGACCUAUGAAGCGUACGAGAUCGGCAUGAGGACUGUGUUCAGUGCAUUCGCAGGGCGCAACAAGAGGGGAAAGCCGUUCCCAGUGCCCUACUUCCUGUCAGCGCCUCCUCGGCUCAACGGCUGCCAAAACGUCUCUUCCCUCAGCUCGCCACAGCAGGUGACAUCCCUUUUCAACGACAACAAGGCAUCCAAGGGUUUCCUCCCCAUCCAGCAGAAAGUCUUCCAAAACCGCCGCCCCUUCCGCUUCCUCCCCAUCACCUACCUCUCGAUGUUCCGAGGAGAUGCGUUCAUGUCGUCUAGUGGGGCGCACGAUGGUGGGAGAGACUGCCUGCACUUCUGCUUACCCGGUGUGCCGGACACAUGGGCCGAUGCGCUCUACACCACCAUGAAGAAUGACCGGUUUAUUGUGAAUAAUGCAGCUAAAUAG
Closterium sp. NIES-65 is the source of this 2283-nucleotide messenger RNA. Lineage: Eukaryota; Viridiplantae; Streptophyta; Zygnematophyceae; Desmidiales; Closteriaceae. The record is from the annotation of a GenBank genome assembly.